This is a messenger RNA of Botrytis byssoidea, 1671 nucleotides long. RefSeq lists its product as uncharacterized. Lineage: Eukaryota; Fungi; Ascomycota; Leotiomycetes; Helotiales; Sclerotiniaceae. The transcript is spliced from 4 exons. Gene Ontology annotation, molecular function: protein-disulfide reductase activity. The record is from RefSeq and is a predicted model, not a curated record.
CUUUGGUUCUGCAUCUUUGUUACACCUUAUUUACAGAAAAUAUGUCGAAAACAGUUGUUGUUAAGUCACCAGCGGAAUUCAGCAAUCUACUGAAGACCUCUAAGAUUGUUGUGACAGAUUUUUACGCGGAUUGGUGCGGACCAUGCAAGGCUAUUGCGCCCAUGUACGAGCAGCUUUCUGCGCAGCUAUCACGUCCAAACAAGAUUAUAUUCACAAAGGUCAAUGUUGACGACCAGACCGAGAUUGCAUCCACCUAUGGUAUCACUGCUAUGCCAACAUUCAUGAUCUUCAAGGGGGGCAAGCAAGUCGAGAAAGUCCAAGGUGCCGAUCCAAAGAAGCUACAAGAUAUUGUAAGAAAGUUGGCUGCAGAGGCAGAUGAUUCAGGGGAUUCUUCGUCUGGAUUCGCAAGCGGAUCUGGAUCUGGCGAUUGGCGCGCAGGAGCUCUUCCAAGAGGCUACAACGAUGUGACAGACCAGGUUGAUAUCAAAGGUCUAGAACUGUUGAACGCCGACAGUGAAUUCGGAACUGUGCGAACAUUAGUUGAUACAAGCAAACCCAGUGCCUUGUCGACUGGAAAGGCGGCAGAUUCGAAGACUAAGGACUGGGUUGUCAGUGACACGGAUGAGCAGCUUAUGUUGUUUAUGCCGUUUCAAUCUAUGUUGAAAGUUCAUAGUGUUCAGAUCACCUCUCUGCCUUCAGCUUCUGACGAUGAGGAUGAUGAUGAAGCGCCAAUGCGACCAAAAACUAUCAAGAUCUACACAAACCGAGCUCACACUGUUGGGUUUGACGAGGCUGAAGGUCUUCCUGAGACACAAACUAUCACACUGGAAGCCAAGGACUGGGAUUCAACCGGCACUGCUACAUUAUCACUCCGCUUUGUCAAGUUCCAGAACGUUACUAGCUUGGUAUUCUUUAUUGUGGAUGGUGAUGGAGACAGUGAGAAGGUACGCAUUGAUCGCAUUAGAAUUAUUGGGGAAACUGGUGAAAAGCGCGACCAGGGAAAGCUGGAGAAGAUUGACCAUGACCAUUAAAGAUGAUGGAGAAUGAUUUGUUUACGAUGAUGAGCGGUAUAGUUAUACGAUGAUAGGCAUGGGAUGGCGUUAACAGAUGUGCCUUCUGGGGCGCUUUUGUGCAUGGCAUUUGAGUAGCAUGAUUUAUGAAUCAGCAUCAUGAAGAUAUCCUUUUCCGCGAAACUCGCCUUCACGUUGACGUCGAUGACUACAAGUGAUUGUCAUGAUUUGAAUUGAAAUACUAAACUACAACCUAUCUUUCAAAGAAAAAGAAAAAACCACAAACCGGAUCUGUGGUAACACGUUCGCAAAAUUCUACCUUGACUGGCGUGCGCGUCCCGAAGCACAUCUUUGAAUGCCACCCAGACAAUUGCGAACUUCCAACAAGAUUCCUGCAGUCCAUCGAAUCUGCUUCUAAUCCAAUAACCAACACGGUAUUAAAAUAAAGAAUGUCCGAACUCUCUCCAUCCUCUCACCCACCAACCGUUAUCCGUUGGGCCCUUUCAGACAAACCGACGAACACAGCCUGAAUUCUCGACGUAAAGUUUCGAAUUCGCGGAAAGAGGUUAAAGAGAAAGCAGCGGUUGCAAUUGGGAUCGAUCUAUGGUACCAUUGACACUCGUUAACAUCAUGGCGAGCAGAUGCGCGAAAAACACGAGGU